AGAGCGACACGCACACGGGAGAGUUGAUGAGUGGGACGGUGUCUUUGCGGACGCGUGUGUUGUGAACUGUACGUGCCGUCUCUCAAGUUGACCGACUUCCGCACAUUGCGGUGCUUCUUUCUAUGGCACCCGCUGAUGACCGACCUCGGAGGAACGUAUCCACUUUCGCAGAAGUCAUUCAAAGCGCGAAUUGACUUGGGAAUAACUUUGAACUGACGAACGGAAGAAAGGAAGGAAACGAGCCAACGGACGGACUUUACGCAAGUGUGUCCGCGGUAAUUAAAUUCUUUUGGGAACAACUAUGUUCGCGCCGUUGAGGUCGUAAACAUGUUACUUAACCGUUUGGCUCGGCUGUGAUCUAGCCGCCACGGCUGAGGCAACCUGGAACGGCCGUCUUUGAAGUUCAACUUGUCUCUUUCGCGUGCGUGAGCGAGUGAGUGUAAAAGUGUACGAGUGCGUAUGCGUAUGAGUGUGUCUGUCUGUCGGUGCGGGGUGAAAAAUGUGGCGCCCUCGGGACUCGCUAUCUGGGGACGCCGCUUGUCAACUCUCAACGCGGUUUUGGUAAAGGUGCAGCGAGUGACGUUGUGGAUUAUUAUGAUGAUUAUAGCAACCUCAUUACUAUCAAGGAGAAGUGAAGUUAAAUGAAAUUCGACUCAUGCGUGGAUAGGAGCUGGGCUUUUCUUCGCGCGCGGACACGUGCGGAGACUUAUUGGUGGCAACUCGGAGCAUGAAUUGCAACUUUUUUUUUUCUUUUCAUUUUUAUGAUUUUUAUUUUUUCUUUGGAUAUGCGGCUGGAUGCACGCUUGAUUAUUAACUCUGAAUGGAAGGACCGGGACGUUCACGCGUGAGCUUGGAUUGCGGUGCCUAAAGAAGCACAAGAAAAAAAAAAAAAGAGAAAAAGCUUCCGACUUGUUUUCCUGCUGCCUGCUUUGAAGUCCACCAUGUGCGGCCGGGCUCCGCCGCUUCAGCCGAGGCCAUGACCGUCCCCCCGUGGCGCCUGGCCGGGCUCUGGCCGUGGCUGCUGAUGACGGCCCUGCAGGUGGUGCUGGGCCAGCCGGGCCCGGAAUCCGAGCGGCCGGCCCUACGAGCGGUCAUCAAGGUGACGCUGCUGAAGCACGAGCCGACGGGGAGUCCCAUCAUUCUGGAGGGGGUGUUCGUGGGAGGAAGCGCCGGUGACGCGGAGGGGAAACUCAUGCAGUACCACCCUCUGUCACUGUGCAACACAAGCGAAGAUGAACGGCAAGAGAGCGACUUCAUCACCAUCGUCAAACUGGAGCAGAGGGUUCCUCGCUGUCUGCCGCUGCUGGAUAAGGCCCGCAUGGCACUGGAAAAGGGAGCUCAGGCGGUUAUUUUCGAUGUCAGCGAUGAUGUCAACGCGGCUGUCGAGCUGAGAGAAACAGACUCCCUUCCCCGCCCGGUCGUGCUGGUGGAUGCUGAGGAUGCGGAGGAGUUGAUGGCUCUGGUCAACAAGAACGAGGAGGCUAAAGUUCGUAUUGAGAUAUUGGUGAAGUGGCCACAUUAUGACGUGGGUAUCCUGCUCACCAUUGUCUUUGCUGUCGUGACCAUCAUCCUCAUCUUUGCUUUCCGCUACAAGUGCAAGUCCAGUAGAACUUGGGACUCGGUGCAUCAGCAGACCAUGCGGGCAAUUAGUCGAUUGGAGACCAAAACCUACAUCUCUCAGGGGUGCUCAGGCUCACAGCGCCCCCGUGGGGCCUGGGGUUCAGCGAGCAGCUCCAACUCCACCCCAGUCUGUGCUAUCUGCCUGGAGGAGUUCCAGGAUGGCCAGCAUCUCAGGAUCAUCUCCUGCGCUCACGAGUUUCAUAAAGAUUGUGUUGAUCCCUGGUUGCUACAGCACCGCACCUGUCCUCUGUGCAUGCACAACAUCAUGGGGGCGGAGAGGCAUGCCCAGAGGAACAGACACCAAUCCAGUCCAGAACAGCGUUUCCUCCACCCUCAGCCUUACAGCAGUCCACGAAACCACCCGUUCCCCCAGCAUGACAUCCCAUUUUCUAUGAGGCCACUUUAUCCUCGUGGUCCCUCGGGCUCGUAUCCCUCUGUUGGCCACUACAAUUCCUCCUCUCCCAUGGACAACCAAACCCUACGUUUGCUUACCAGCAGGCCACUGGGUGUCCCCUGUGGGUACCACCUUCCAGCAGAGGGUCCCAGAAGGCCCCAUAGGACUGGCGGUAACUGCAGGACUUCUACUCACCACUACACCCCCCGCCGGUCCUGUCACAACUACCGCUCAUCUUGCCCAGCUCAGCGCAGCGCUUCCAACUCCAGAGUGCACCACAUCGCCUCAGCCACCCCACAAAGCCGCGGAGCGGCGGCCCAUGGUCGACUGGACGAGGGCAGCUGCUCCGGCGGCAGCUACCACACGGAUCGCAGUGGAUAUUUGGCCGACGGGCCGGCGAGUGACUCUAGCUCAGGGCCGUGCCACGGCUCCUCCAGCGACUCCGUUUUGAACUGUACUGACGUGUCCUUGCAGGGAGUUUACGGCAGCUGGUCCACUUUCCGCAGCUCACUGAGUAGCGACUACGAUCCAUUUGUGUAUUACGGGCCGGGCUCCGUCGAAGUGGAAGCCCAGGGCCGGCCCAGGUCUCUGGAUUCUGUGGUGAACAAAGUUGGCUGCCCUGAGGAGCAACCUCAGACUGUGUUUAGCCACAUCCACUACCACCGCCAUAGACACCACCACUAUGAUGAUGGGGAGCACAGCCAGGACCCAAGCAGAGGCUCAGAUGAGGAGCAGGGGGCCGGUGCGGCCACAGCCCCUCCUGCACUCGUCUUGGAUAAAGACUCACCCGUUGCCCCCCCUAAGCCAAGUCACUGCCAGUGCCAAAAACCAGACUGUACACAUCUGCUGCCCGUUUCUGGGACAGAAGGUCGGGAUCCGGACCCGAGCGCAUCUUCGGGGCCUUCUGUCCUGGUGUCCUCUAUCCCCUUACAUCUACAAACCCACUGCUGCCACCAGGGACACUCACCCGCAGCUCUCGGACGGAGCUGUGUGCGAGACCACCCCUCUGUUCGUUUCCACCAGAGCUUGGACCUUCAGGAUGAUCGGAGCGUCCGCAUCCACUUCGGCCAAAGCUCGGGCUUUUGCUGCUCUCCCCCUGAACUGCACCCCGCCCUCCUUCCCGUACCUCUAAUUCUGGACUCGGGAGGUAUAGACGACUGGCCCUGCUGUGCCGGGGCCCAUGUUGUGUGGCAAAAGCGGGUGCAGGAGGCCCACUCUGAGCCUCAUCUCCUGGGGACCAAGAACUCUAUUGAGAGACCUCCUUGCAGGUCCCAGCAUGGCCUUGCUGCAGACCGCAACACAGACAGUUGUUUAUACUGCCAAAAAAUGUACCACAAUCAGGGAUCUGAAGAGGAGUCCGGUGUGUGAGAACUUGUUUCCCUAAUAUGACGCUGCUAUACAGAGCCAGAAUGGAUGAUCCUCUUAGUUGCUCGCACUCUUGCCUGCUGCCACGUACAGUCAUUCUGCUUGCCAAGUCUUGGAUUCCCUCUUCAGAGUGUCUCAUGAACAUCAUUUUGUUUCGAAUGCUUGAUGACGAGAUUCCGGGCUCAAUCACGAAACAAAUUAGCACCUAACGCACAUUCGGUUGCUUUGCAUGACCAUCCGGAGUUGAUGGGAACACCCCCACAAAGGGUUUAAAGUGUGGAAAGAGUGGGAAAAGGGGCUCUUGUUCUGGCUGUUGUCACUCACGGGGUCAGACUCCACGUGUGCGUGGCUCACCUAAUUCAGAAGAACUUGAUUUUGCUCACCGCGGUACCUUCAUUCAUUCACUCACGUGAUCGACAUCUUCCUCCUUGCUGAGUCGAGCCUCAGCUGAUCAAACUUUUCUCUAAGCCUACCUCAGCUCAGAAUUUGUCUUGCCUCACACAGGGUUUUCUUUCAAGGUACUGCUGUAGUUUUUUUUUUU
Messenger RNA from Hippocampus comes (tiger tail seahorse), 3920 nucleotides. It is a transcript of the gene rnf43, whose product is annotated as ring finger protein 43. Lineage: Eukaryota; Metazoa; Chordata; Actinopteri; Syngnathiformes; Syngnathidae. The record is from RefSeq and is a predicted model, not a curated record. The coding region runs from base 977 to 3382 and encodes 801 amino acids. The transcript has 9 exons.